AGAAUGUACAGAAGUCAAAGUCGUCGGCUGAGUCAAUACAAAAUCCAAUCUUCAGAACGAAGUUGGUUAAACAAACACAGAGGAGGACUCCCAAGAACUACUGGCCGUAAUAUUCAUGGCCAACAUAAUGAAAAGUGGACAUGAAAAUGAGACCGCGGAUGCCGGUCAAUACACUGUCCAAGAGCAAGUCAACAUUGUGGUCCACAAAUGGGAGGAUGGUGAUGUGCGGACCAACGAUGUGAACCAGGUCCAAGUGAAUCUGAGCACGGGAUCGGCGCUCAAUAUGCGACCCAUGGACAAUCCCAUCCACGUUCAUGUGCACAAUAAUUGCUACGGCCCCAGUUUACAUUUAGACCCGGAGGUCACGGCCAAGAUCAUUGAAAAAGAUCUGAGUACACUUCUGAGCGUUUUAAGUCAAACCCGGUGGACCACGGAGCCUGAACCGCCUGAACCGCGGAUUCGGGGACGAAUCCGGCGGUUUUCAAGCCUCCCCGAUUUGGCGGAAGGUUUGGGAGUUUGGGCCGUUGCGCCCAAGGGCGUGGUGGCAGAUGGAUUUCGACGCAAGACUACGCGAUUCCCAGAGGCCAAGACAAAUUUGAGUGCAGGUCAAACGAUCAUUGAGGUGACUAAAUAUCAGAAGAAUCCGACCAAGCGAUCAUGCCCUGAUGUCACGGGUCCGUCUUUAAAGGGCACAAAUCGCGGGAGUGUGAUGAAGGUCUUCUGCGGGGAUUAUCUCGGCUUGGGGCGGUUUAUCAUUACCAUUUUGGCCAUUGCAUUCACUGUCAUUCUCUUGUACUUGCUCACUACCAAAUUGGCUAUGGGCGAGAAGCCGUUACUCAAGUUUGACAGUUCAUCAGGAUAUACAACCACAUAACUGGAGAAAGUGGUCUCAGUUUCACUUAUAUGUAAUAGUUUUCGUCUGUUUUUUUUUGAACAAGUUUUUCAAAUCCAUA
Molecule: messenger RNA, 953 nt
Organism: Tigriopus californicus
Lineage: Eukaryota; Metazoa; Arthropoda; Copepoda; Harpacticoida; Harpacticidae
Exons: 2
Coding region: 116-874 (252 amino acids)
Source: RefSeq, a predicted model, not a curated record